GAUGACGACCGCAAAAACUAUUGGAGUUUUCUUCGUAAUUUUUGGCUGUUUUGCCAUACUUUAUCCCAAGAUAUUUCAUCCGAUGGUGGUGCAAGUGUUUGGUCUUGGUUCAACGAAUGCCAGAACACAAAGGCCUCAAGAUAUUCACCCAAGAGAUAGGAUGCCGCGCCCCUCAGCUCCCUCUGCAGGACAAGGAUCACCUGCGAAUGAUGCCAUGAGAAGUCACAUGAGAGCAGGGAUGCAUCCUGGGAUGAGGGCUGCUGCUGAGAUGAAGAAACAGGCUGCGGAGCAGGGAGGCAACAGGGGCAUGAUGGGAAUGAUCCUGCCAAUGUACGCAGUUGGAAUCAUAUUAUACUUGGUCUAUACGAUGACAAAGGUGUUCAUGAAGAACAAAGACAGUGGAGAUGGCAAGAACAAUGAUGGGCAUGAUCCAUACACCAGAUACCGACCUGAAGACUACCCUGGCAGUUACGACAAGCAGGCCCGAUUCCAGGCUGAUCUCGCCAAUGAUGCAGACUUCUUAUUGAGUAAGAAAGAAAAGCUGGUGGAAUUGGAGCAGCUUCUUGCCAAGGCCGAGGGCAAGAAAAUCAAUGAUACAGAGAUGCGGCUCCUGAAGGACCGUCUCCAAGAGACAGAGGCACAAAUGUCACGGAUCCUCACAGCGAUGGAGCAUGUUCAGACCCGCGUGAAGGAUGGAAUUGAUGCGAAGAUUAAAGAGACUGAUGCUCAGAGAGCUGCAGAGGAUGAGAAUGUUACGUUAAACAAAGAGGAAGGCCCCAGGCGAAGGGUGCAACCAUCUUGCGACUCAUCACCAGACAUGGACUCAUACGAGAUCAUCGACAAAGGGAAGGGAAACGUCACCGAUAGUGCAAAAAUGAAAUCAAAGGGAAAGUUGGAGGCAUCGAAUCCGAUGAAUACAGAUCUGAACGCGUUGGAUAGCGAAUCAUCGGGACGGGAAUCUGAUGAUGAGAAUGAGGACAGUGAGUCGGUGGAUGUGGAUGAUGGUGCACCAAAUAUGAUGGCUGCAGCUGGGUGUAUCGGGGCUGGCUUGGGUAUUGGCGCUGCAAUGAGCAUGCCCGUUGAAAGUGAUCCAAUGGAUGUGCUGGGGUUGGACGCCCGGGAAGUUGAAGUUGUCGGAAGUUUGGGACGGGCAUUUAAUGUAUCUGAGGGUGAUGAUGAUGACGAUGACGGUUCAGAUGAUGGUGAUGAUGAUGAUGAUAAUGAGAUUGACUAUGAUGAUGAUGAUGAUGUUUACGCUGAUGAGCCACCGGUUGAGACAAUAGAUGGCGAUGGUGAAGGUUCAGCUGAUGAGAAACCGGAGGGUCUGAGAAAGCGACUGCCAGUUGAUAAAACUGAUUCAUCGUAAAGCAUUUCCUUGCCAGGUAAAUUGGAUGAUAAAUUGGUCACUUAGCUGGUUCAUGUCAGCUUGUUAUGCAAUGUAUUGGAUAGAUCUAAAUUCUCUGCCUUAUGGAUUACUGCCUUCUAGUGGUGCGGUUUGGUGUCAUGACAACAUUACAUUGAUCAAACGUGUGGACUUGGCUCGUUUGUUAUGAUGUUUGGCUAAUACAAGCUCCUGCUCUUCUCACUGCGACUUUACAUACUAGUCUUGUUCCAUACAGGUACAUCUCUUUCACUAGUUUAGUGCAAAUCCAGUUUACCUGGCGCCAGUUUCAGAUCAAAACCAUCACAUGUACAUGUUCGCAUUUAGUCAAUUGAAUCUCAGUCGUGGCGGUUGUCAGUGGAGAAAACUUGUAAAGUUAUAGUUCUGGAAACGAUUUGGAUAAAUGCUUAUAUCCAUAGUGUCAGCAGUCUUGUGAUCUCUGCUGUACUGUUAAGUAUUUAGGAUAGGAAUGCGGAAGAGAUUGGUUGUUUUGCUCGUCCAAGUUUUCCAUUUACAUAGGUCAUCAAGCACUUCUUUUCUGUCUCCACAUCAUAGUCUACUUAACCAACUACGUAAUCGACAAAUAGUUAUUCUCAACUGUACAAAUGUAAACUAUGUAUGAUGAUGAUGAUACAUUUGUUGUCUGUCUUGUGUCCUUGGGAGGAGGAGUUGUCCAGACUAUGUCAAUCAAUCCUUGGUGUUUCAGGCUGUAUGGUCAGCCCUGCAGCCUGGCAUCAGGUCUUAAAUAAAAUGUAUAGGAGAUCUAAGUGUAAUCAUACUAUCUGUACUCUAAACGGAGUUAUAAUCAUACUACGUAGAAAGAGUAGUACAUUGAGUACAUGUGCAACUACUGUCAUUUGUGUCAAUAUAGGUUAUCAUAUACUGUAAACCACAAAAUACUUGCAGCAUCUUAUUUUUACGAAUUUUGUGAGUAACCUUGAAAAAGUGAAAAACUGAAAGGAAUUUCAUAAUCUGCCAAAAUAAUAAUCGCAAAUCUUUUCAUUUUUUGAAAGAUUUUCACAAAUUCAAAGUGCACAAAACUUUUGUGGCUGACAGUAUGCCUUGCUGCAGCUUACAGUGUCGGAGUGUUAUUUUUCAUUCCUGAAGUAGCGUACUGCUUAUGUUAUCCUUACGCUGACCGUAGUUAUUUCAUAGGUCUCUUUCACGAACUGGCACAAAUCUGUCUUGUAUAAUUCAUCAAGAGUAUAAGGUAUCUUUAUAUAUUAUUGCUUGAUGAUGGUCGUACUUGAAAAGUGGUUUCUGUAAAAAAUUGUUGACUUUGUUUAGAACUUGUCUACCUACAUGUACCUGUUUUGUGUUGUAAGGUCACUUACUGAAUUGAAUAACACACUUGUCUUGGCAAGUAUACUUAACGAAAUUUCAAGGCAGUCAGUUAGUAUUUAGUAAAGUCUCCAGUCCUGAUUUUGACUCCCUUACAACUGCCAGUUGUAGUUCGGCACUGAUCUUACAUCAAUUGUGGUACACAAUGUAGAUUACCUGUUUGAAAGAAUCCUGCUAAAUACCGUGUGUCAUGGUUUUUGUCUGCAUAUAGCAUGUUAAUUUAUUUGUCUUAUUGUUUUCAUAAGUUAAGUCCGCAAUUGUUUUAUUCUGACUAUUAAUUCGUGUAUAGGUUGCCUUUUACAAAUAAAUCAAAAUUCU
This is a messenger RNA of Lineus longissimus, 3040 nucleotides long. Its product is annotated as resistance to inhibitors of cholinesterase protein 3-like. Gene Ontology annotation, cellular component: intracellular membrane-bounded organelle; neuronal cell body; neuron projection. NCBI's taxonomy places the organism in Eukaryota, Metazoa, Nemertea, Pilidiophora, Heteronemertea, Lineidae. Bases 2 to 1366 code for a protein of 454 amino acids. Gene Ontology annotation, biological process: synaptic transmission, cholinergic; protein localization to cell surface. The transcript has 6 exons. The record is from RefSeq and is a predicted model, not a curated record.